Molecule: messenger RNA, 1296 nt
Organism: Trichoplusia ni (cabbage looper)
Lineage: Eukaryota; Metazoa; Arthropoda; Insecta; Lepidoptera; Noctuidae
Product: transmembrane protein 231
Exons: 5
Coding region: 158-1093 (311 amino acids)
Biological process (GO): cilium assembly; regulation of protein localization
Cellular component (GO): ciliary transition zone; ciliary membrane
Source: RefSeq, a predicted model, not a curated record
UCGUUGCUUAGCAACGAUAUGAACAUGUUAUUGAUCAAUAAAAACGGCUAAAUUCUCGGACGUUACCCUAAAUCUCGAAUUAAAGUUAUGGUUUUCGGUUCUUUAUUGAUAUUUCUAUUUUAAAUCUCUUAUUUUGAUUUUCGUAAAUGGAUGAAGGAUGGGGCUUUACACACUUUUUAGUUAUAAUGUCGAAGUCCAAUUUAAGAGUUGCUUAUUUUCAAAGGCUAUGCUCUUUACUUUGUUUCUUACCAUAUUAACUUUAAUUCUUCCCUUUGUAGUAGCAAAUAAAAGUAGAGGAUUCUGGUUGAGAACACAAAAGUUUUAUGAACAGCCAAAUAUACAUUUCACCUAUGAGUAUUUACUAGUAGCAGAAUCUGAUGACCCUAGUUACUCUAUUGUAUGUAAUUCUAUGAAGGGUUUAGUUGGAAGUAAUUUGAGGAAUGAAGAACAUUGUACAGAAUUUCAAGUACAUGAGCAUGAUGUGAACAGUGAUGGCAAGGUUGAUUUAUUAGAUUUUAAAUAUUAUCUUGAUAUACCAAAGGAAAGAACAAUUACAUCUAUAGCUUUAAUUUUAAUGUUGGACUUUCAGUUAAAGACAAUUUGUCCACUUCAUAUGCAAAGUUUAGCUGUGAUAAACAGGGAGUUUGUGACCCCUCCCUCUGCAUUUAAAUAUUUGGGUGAUCUCCAAUUUUACCAAAUAUCUCAUUUACCUUGCAAGCCAAACAUGAUCAAUACAAAAUAUAACAAUUCCAUAUUAUUUAAUUAUGCAAAAAAUGGACACAAUAAUAUAGUUGAUUCAAUUCUGGAUACCUAUUUUAUGAGAGAAGUCUCUACUCUAAUAAACACACUUUAUUCAAGAAAUCAGAAUGGUCAAACAGGUUCAAUGCAAGUCCAGGCCAGUGUCAGAGUUCCAGAGAUGGAGAUAAGAUACACACCAAGUUUAAUGCAAGAGCUGAAGUGGGCUUGGCCACAAUACCUCUCACUUGCUGCCGUCUUCUACUGGAUAUUUAAUAAAAUACGUAUAUUUGUGUUUUUCAACCGUUUAUUCAUGGCCCGGCGAAUCGUUCCUUGGAAGAAACAAAGCUGGAAAUGAUGAUACUAGCUUAGCCUGUUGGACUUUACACCAAAUUUAAUGUAUUCUGAAGCCAAUAUAAACCCUCAUAUGAGAUAAGAGAAAGAUAAUAUGAAAUCACACAUUGAUAAUGUGUUUAAAAAGUAAAGGCAGAUAUUUAUUUUCAUUGGAUGUUCAUGGUGCAUCAAAUAAAACAUCUGUAUUUUGCUCAAGUACAAAUGUUA